Messenger RNA from Phialemonium atrogriseum, 1364 nucleotides. RefSeq lists its product as uncharacterized. The transcript is spliced from 2 exons. Bases 141 to 1364 code for a protein of 407 amino acids. NCBI's taxonomy places the organism in Eukaryota, Fungi, Ascomycota, Sordariomycetes, Cephalothecales, Cephalothecaceae. The record is from RefSeq and is a predicted model, not a curated record.
GGGAGGGGGAGUGGAGGGAGGAGACGGGACGACGCGUGCGAUGGCGCUGAUCACGAUGCAUAUAAACCUGGAAAUUUCCCGACCAAGACGCGCCUAGGCACACAGGUCAUCGAACCGUUUCCCGGAUCGACAUUACAGCCAUGGGUCUCAAGGAGAUUGCGUUGCUCAGCGCGGGCGUUGUGGGGGCCCUGGCUAGAGGGGUCCCCGUCGAGAGAAGGCAGCAGUCCAAGUACUGUCCGGGAGGGACACAAGUCUGCUUCUCGGAAUACCUCACGCCCACGGACGACAUCACGCUCAGGAUUGCGAUUCCCGACGUCUCCAGCGCCCCCUUUGACAUCCUGCUCCAGAUCAUUGCCCCUGUUUCCACUACCGGAUGGGCUGGGGUGGCCUGGGGCGGCUCGAUGACCAAUAACCCGCUCACGGUCGCUUGGCCAAACGGAGAUAGCGCAGUUGUGUCGUCGAGAUGGGCAACUGGACAUUCUCGACCGGCGGCCUACGAGGGAGCCACAUACCAGGUCCUGCCGACCUCGGUCACCAACGCCACGCAUUGGCAACUUGACGUGCUCUGCACCGGCUGCAGCGAGUGGCAAGGCGCAUCGUUGGACCCCAACGGGGCCAACAAGCUUGCCUGGGCCAAGGGUUCCGAGGCCGUGACCACGCCGUCGAGCAAUACUAGCGCCUUCGCAUACCACGACGGCAAGGGUAGCUUCUCGCACGAUCUCAGCGCGGCCAAGAUCCCGAAGGACGUCUUCGAUUCACUCGUGAGCGACUCCAGCAACGGAGGGGAGGCCCCAACUGCCGAACCGUCCAGUACCCCUGAACCGACGACCCCUGAACCCACAACAACCAAACCGAUAAAGACCCUGCCGCCAACCACAGAACCAACCAGCGAGUCACCAACCAGCGAGCUGACAGCCACCAGCCCAGCGAGGACCACACCCACUCUCCAACACCCAACAACCUCGCUCAACAUCACCAUCACCAGCAACCUCCCAACAAGCAAGCCGACACCAACCUCCACCGCCGAAAUAACCAAGCCGACAACCACCCGGCGGACAACAACAACAACAACAACCACAACCUCGACACUAGUAACAACGACGAGAAGGCCAACGACGUCACGACCCAUAACAACAACAAGAACGACCAACCUCCCCGACGAACCCCUCACCACCAUCUUCGUCACAUCGACCAUCACCGCCACGACGGUCAUCACGUGGGACAUGGCGCCGACUGAGGUUGCGUCGUCCGUGACGGUGUGGACGUUGGUUCCGCCGCCCGUCAGCGGGGUGACUAGGCCCACUAGGCUGCCGCCUGUUAGGAGGCCGCCGCCGCAUCGGAGGCCACCGGGUGAGGAGGAGUGA